This is a messenger RNA of Onthophagus taurus, 719 nucleotides long. RefSeq lists its product as uncharacterized. Lineage: Eukaryota; Metazoa; Arthropoda; Insecta; Coleoptera; Scarabaeidae. The record is from RefSeq and is a predicted model, not a curated record.
AGAAUCACAUCCGAACCUUCAACAUGGCUUCUGCACUUGCCUCGUCGCCUUUCAAGCCUUCUUAUCUGAUAAAUUACCACAAGAAUUUAAUUACUCAUUACAACUUCCAAUCGGUAUGCACGCUUUUCCGGAAGGAAAUCACGUUCCCUUUUAGCCCGGUUAUUAUCGCCAUACAAGAGAGGCAAUACAAUCGCGGGAAGAAACAUUACACCGAUUACAUGGUAUCGACUUAUGGAAAAACGAAAUCCGGUAAAAUGCAUGCGUUCACCGAGGAUGAACAUGGAACGAGGCAAAUGGCCGGAUUCAACACGAAAAAUGAGCAAUUCUUGACCAUUAGACUCAAGGGCAACGUCAACCACUACCUAUACGGGGAUUAUCACAUCACCGUUUACGUAAAAAUUACUUUCCAUGGGUUUGAUGACACUAACACUGUUCGUUAUUUCUUUGAACCCGGAUUAGAACUUGAUGAGCUCAAUUACGUCCAUGUACAAACAAUCGAACACCCAAAUAGCGAAGUAGAAGAGCCUAGAAGCGAAGAGGCGGAGAAAAGCGAGGAAAACCCGGAAGGAGAAGAGGACGUAGAAGAAGAUUCGGAAGACGAAAUAUCUGACGGACGACCAAUACUAAAUGUUGCCCAUCAACCUCUAUUUAUACAGAAUAGAUUCCAAACGUUGGAGAACGAAUCUGAAGAUGAGAAUUUUUCAGCUGAAUAGCAAAAC